Phragmites australis (common reed) is the source of this 1311-nucleotide messenger RNA. RefSeq names its product amino acid transporter AVT1I-like. Gene Ontology annotation, cellular component: plasma membrane. Lineage: Eukaryota; Viridiplantae; Streptophyta; Magnoliopsida; Poales; Poaceae. The transcript is spliced from 3 exons. Bases 79 to 1311 code for a protein of 410 amino acids. The record is from RefSeq and is a predicted model, not a curated record.
GCCUAGCUUGAAGAUAUAGCAAAACUUACUGCUUACCGUGCGUGUAUACAUUUAAACUACUUGCAAAUUAUAUUUGCAAUGGACACGAGCACCAACACUGAUAUUCAGCCUCCAUCAUCUGCCAAGACGACAGGCUUCCUCAAGACCUGCUUCAAUGGAGUCAAUGCACUCUCCGGUAUCGGGCUGCUAUCCAUCCCUUACGCGCUGUCCCAGGGCGGGUGGCUGAGCCUGACCAUCUUCCUCGCCGUCGCCGUCAUCUGCUGCUACACGGGGCUCCUCCUGCAGCGAUGCAUAGACGCCAGCCCGUUCGUGAGGACCUACCCCGACAUCGGUGCGCUGGCCUUCGGCCGGAGAGGCAGGCUCAUCGUCGCCGUUUUCAUGUACCUCGAGCUCUACCUCGUCGCCGUAGACUUCCUCAUCCUCGAGGGCGACAACCUAGAGAAGCUGUUCCCGGCGGCGAGCUUCCGGCUCGGCGCGCUCAGGGUCAGCGGCAAGCAGGGGUUCGUGCUGGCCGCCACGCUCGUUGUGCUGCCGACGACGUGGUUCAGCAGCCUGAGCGUACUGGCCUACGUCGCUGCCGGCGGCGCGCUCGCGUCCGUCGUCCUUAUCGCAGCCGUCCUGUGGGUUGGGGUGUUCAACGGUGUUGGGUUCCACGAGAGGGGAAGGCUCGUGCACUGGGCUGGCAUACCGAGCGCCAUGAGCCUAUACUCGUUUUGCUUUAGUGGGCAUGCCGUGUUCCCCAUGAUAUACCAGGGGAUGAAAGACAAGAAAAGGUUCCCCAUGGUGCUGUUCAUCUGCUUCACCGUGAGCACGCUCAGCUACGGCGUCAUGGGCAUCAUCGGGUACCUCAUGUACGGAGACGCGCUCAAGUCCCAGGUCACCCUCAACCUCCCAUCGGGGAAGGUGAGCUCCAAGAUCGCCAUCUACACGACGCUGGUGAACCCGCUAACCAAGUACGCGCUGGUGGUGACCCCCAUCGCCGAGGCCCUAGAGGCCACGCUCGGCGUCGGCAAGAACCGACUCCUCUGCGUCCUCGUCAGGACGGCGCUGGUCGUGGGCACUGCCGUCGUCGCGCUGGCGGUUCCCUUCUUCGGCGACGUCGUCGCGCUCACCGGCGCCCUGCUCAGCUGCACGGCCACCAUGCUGCUGCCGUGCCUGUGCUACCUCAGGGUCCGCGCCAAGGUCAUCAGGCCGUCCCAAAAGAUGUACUGGAUGGAGACGGCAGUUUGUUCCGCCAUUGUUGUGGUUGGCGCCGCGAUUGUUGUGGUUGGCACGUACAGUUCUGUGAAGCAGAUUGUUCGGAGUCUGUAA